ACCAGCUUUCUCUUUGCACCCCUUGCAGGAUUAAGGUGCCUGCCCCAUCGAGUGGGCCCUGCAACUCUUUCCAGGCACCCUCCAAAGGAGCUCCAGGGGGCAGCUGAGGAUGGGGCCGCUUGCCCUUCUGUUGCUGCUGCUGCCGCCGCUGCUUUGGCACCUGGGCCAGGGCACGGCAGUGCCAGACACUCUGGACUUGCAGGUCGAUGAGGAGAUGCCCGCAGGCACCAUCAUUGGGGACAUCAGUGCAGGCCUGCCCGCUGGCACCACCAGCUAUAUGUACUUCAUCUCUGCCCAGGAGGGCAGCGGUGUUACCACAGAUCUUGACAUUGACGAGAACACGGGCAUCAUCAAGACAGCAGGUGUGCUGGACCGUGAAAGCCGCGACCACUACAGUUUCAUUGCGGUCACCCCAGAUGGUGCCACGGUGGAGGUCAACAUCCAGGUCAAUGAUAUCAAUGACCACGCCCCCACCUUUUCUAAGCAACGGACCUCCCUCCUCAUCCCGGAGCACACUCCCCCCGGCAGCCACUUCCCUCUGGAACCUGCCUUCGACGCAGACAGCGACCUGCUCAGCACCCAGGGCUAUGCAAUCAAGGGGGGGAAUGUGGGCCAGGCUUUCCAGCUGGAGACGCGCCGUGGACCCAAUGGGGUCUUGCACCCAGAGCUGGUCGUGAGCAGCAUUCUAGACCGGGAGGCCCGGUCAGUCUUCACCUUGCUUCUCGAGGCCUAUGAUGGCGGAUCUCCCCCAAGGAGCUCCCAAAUGACGUUGGAUGUUUCUGUCCAGGACAUUAAUGACAACGCACCGGCCUUCAACCAGAGCCGCUAUCAUACCCUCAUCCCCGAGAACCUCCUCCCAGGGAGCAGCAUUCUUCAGGUCUUCGCCUGGGAUGCUGACGAGGGAGAUAACGGGGCAGUGGUGUAUGAGAUCAACCGCCGGCAGAGCGACCCGGAGCAGUACUUCACCAUCGACGCGUCCACGGGAGUAAUCAAGCUCAACAAGGGGCUGGACUACGAACUGCGGAAGGUGCACGAACUGGUAGUGCAGGCCCGGGACAGGGCCGUGCACCCAGAAGUCUCCACGGCCUUUGUCACUAUCCAGGUCCGGGAUUACAAUGACAACCAGCCCACCAUGACUAUUAUCUUCCUCAGCGAGGAUGGCUCCCCUCGCAUCUCCGAAGGGGCUCAGCCUGGCCAGUUUGUGGCCCGCAUUUCUGUCUCAGACCCUGACUAUGGAGAAUAUGCCAAUGUCAACGUCUCCUUGGAGGGGGGUGAAGGGAAAUUUGCUCUCACUACCAAAGACAACAUCAUCUACUUGAUCUGUGUGGAUCAAAUGCUCGACCGCGAAGAACGGGAUUCUUAUGAGCUGCGCGUGACAGCGACUGAUGCUGGAACUCCCCCCCUGCGCGCUGAGUCGGCUUUCGUGCUCCAGGUGACAGAUAUCAACGACAAUCCCCCUCUCUUCGAUGCUCAGGAGUACGAGCAGAGCGUCCCCGAAGUGGUUUACCCGGGCAGCUUUGUCCUGCAAGUGACGGCUCGUGACAAAGACCAGGGGCCCAACGGGGAGAUUCGUUACAGCAUCCUGCACAGCCACCACACCCAUUCCCACUGGUUUGCCAUUGACCCCGCCACUGGCAUCGUGACUACUGCUUCCGCUCUGGAUUAUGAGACUGACCCGCAGCCUCAGCUGACUGUGCUCGCCACAGACCGUGGCAAGCCCCCACUCUCCUCAACCACAGUGGUUCUUGUCACCCUGCAGGAUGUCAACGAUAACGAGCCUGUCUUCGAAAGUAAUUUCUACAACGUUUCCUUGAAGGAGAAUGUGUCCCCUGGUACCUGCUUCCUCCAGAUCACGGCCACUGAUGCUGACAGCGGCUCCUUGGGCAGCGUCUCCUACACCCUGGGCACCGGGCUCGGCAGCCUGGUGCCCUCUGCAUUCCUUCUUGGGGAAGAGACCGGCCAGCUCUGCACUGCACAAGGCCUGGACCGGGACGAGGGGCCCUCUGCCUAUGACUUCACGGUCACAGCCGUCGACGGGGGUGGGCUGAGCUCCACGGCUUACGUGAAGGUCUUUCUGGAAGACGUUAACGACAACGCACCGGCGUUCUACCCCCUGGAAUACGCCGCCAGCAUCAGCACCCAAAGCCAGCCUGGCUCUGCCGUCCUGCGGGUCACAGCUCACGACAAGGACGAGGGACUGCACGGGCGGGUGACCUACCGCAUCGCCAAUGGCAACGUGCCAACCGCUUUUGCCAUCAACCCUGACACUGGAGUCAUCUCGUUGUGGAGGCCGCUCACGGGCAAGGCCAGCCUGUUGGUGCAGCUGGAGGUGGAGGCUCAAGACGGAGGAGGGCUGGCAGCCCAGCCGGCCGCGCAGGUCAACAUCAGCAUUGUGGCAGGCACCGUUUCCCCUCCGAGCUUUGAGCGGGUGCAGUAUUACUUCACAGUCCCAGAGGACACCCGGCCGGGCAGCAGUGUCGGAUCCAUCCAUGCGCACAACGCCCCAGGCCAGACUGAUGCGGUGUUCUACUCCAUUUCUGCGGGAGAUCCCCAGGGCCACUUCUCCAUCGACCCCAGCUCAGGACAGCUGCACACCAACCUGGCUCUGGACCACGAAGCACAGUCCACUUUGAGCCUGGAAGUCCAGGCCCGCAGCGGUUCCCCGCCUGCAUACAGCAGCGCACGGGUGCAGAUCAGCGUGUCUGACAUCAACGACAACCCCCCUCGCUUCCCCUCAUCUUCAGACUCAGUGUCACUGCCGGAGGGGGCGGCCCUGGGCACCGUUGUGUAUACGGUGCAGGCAGAGGACCCCGACAGUGGAGCCAACGGACAGGUGCACUUCGAACUGGCGUCACGGGGAGCGACGGCCUUUGCCGUGGAGCAUUUGUCAGGGAAGGUGCGGCUGAUGGGGGCUCUGCAGCGGGACAACCUCAGCCCUUACAAGCUGGUCAUUCUGGCACAGGAUAGUGGGACCCCGCAGCUCAGUGCCACAUUCACCCUCCUGGUCCACGUGCAGGCUGAAGACCAGCUUGGACCCCUCUUUGACACUCUUACCUACCGAGUGGAAGUGCGUGAGGGGGUGCCAGUGGGCACCCACUUUCUGCAAGUGAGGGCCCUGGCCCGGGAGCACAGCGCCCUCCUUGCCUACCACCUGCGUGCAGACGGCGAUGCUACCAGCUUUGGUAUUGCACCUGACACAGGGUGGCUGCAUGUGCGGCGCACUCUUGACCGGGAGGUGCAAGAGCUGUACGUGCUGACCGUCCUGGCUGUAGCCGGAGAGGGCGAGGGGCGCCAGACAGGGACCAGCACAGUCCGGGUCACUGUCACAGAUGAGAACGACAACAGUCCUCGUCUGACUGAGGAGCGCUACUUCUUCACGGUGGCAGAGAACCGGCCCGCCGGCAGCGGCGUAGGCCGGGUGACAGCCACCGACUGGGACGCUGGGCCGAACAGCCGCCUGACCUACCGCCUGGUGCCGCCUGAAGGCCAUUUCCUUAUCCACACCCAGACUGGUGAGCUGAGCAUUCGGAAGAGCCUCGACCGGGAGCAGCAAAGCAGCUACCAGCUGCAGGUCUUGGUUCAAGACGGGGGGACGCCACCCCGCAGCACCACAGGCACAAUCUACGUCACUGUGCUGGACGAGAAUGACAAUGCACCUGCCUUUCUGCACGUGGCUGAGGGGCGCGAGCUGUUCCUGCAGGUCCUGGAAGAUAAGCCAGGGGGGCUGCUGGUGGCUCCCUUGCAGGCCAAGGACCCGGAUAAGGCUGAGAAUGGAACUGUCUUCUACACGCUGUCAGGUGCCUGGGCAGAACACUUCUCCCUGCAUGUGGCUACGGGGGAACUGCGCACAGCCACCCCCCUACGGCAGGCUGACCGGGGAGAGUAUCUGCUCACCGUUACGGCAAGCGACCGAGGCGCUGUCCCCCGGAGCACCACUGCCACGCUGCGCAUCCAGGGGCAAGUGACCUACGUGCUGGUGGGGGGCAGCAGCGGGGACGGUGCCUUUGUCGUAGAUGCCAGCACAGGCGAGAUCUUCCUGGCGCAGGAGCUGGACUACGAAGCCGGAACGCGGCACACCCUGCACGUGAGCGUGGAGGACUCCCUGCAGGGCUACCCCAGCCAGCGCCUGCUCUUGGUCGAGAUCCACGUGCAGGAUAGCAACGACCACGGCCCCACCUGGCCCCAGGACCCCGUCACGGUGGUGGUGUCGGAGAGCGCCACGCCGGGCCUCGCCCUCUUCACCUUCCAGGCGCUGGAUGGUGACGGCCCCGGGCCCAACAGUCAGCUGUGCUACCACCUCCUGCGGCAGGACUCCUUGCGCCCUGUCUUCCAGCUGGAUGCCCUCACAGGGGAGCUGAGCCUGCAGGCCCCGCUGGACCGGGAGGCCCAGUCAGCCUUCCUGCUGGCGGUCCUGGCCACAGACCAGGCCCGCAACGUCAGCCAGCGCCACUCGGCGGCCGUGACAGCUCAUAUCUUCGUCGUGGAUGAGAACGACAACGCGCCCGAGUUUCUUUCUCCAGCAAGGGCUGACGUUCCCGAGGACCAGCCCACCGGCUUUCUGGUGCUCCGAGUGGUGGCGAGGGACCGGGACAUGGGCGAGAACGGGCGAGUCAGCUACUCGCUGCGAGCAGGGAACCUCGACGGCCGGUUCCACCUCCACCCCAGCACGGGGGCGUUGUCCAUUGUGCGGGCCCUGGACCGGGAAGAAGCAUCCCAGCAUAACUUGACAGUGGUGGCCACGGACCACGGAUCGCCACGGCACAGCGCCACACAGCUCCUCUUGGUGCAGGUGCUGGAUGUGAAUGACGAGACACCCACCUUUGAGAAAAGCAUCUAUGAAGGCCAGGUGGCUGAAAACCUUCCUGCUGGUGUUCCAGUGUUGCAACUACGGGCCACUGACCACGACCUCGGGACCAAUGGGCAGGUGACGUACGGUGGCGUCGCUGGGGAUGGCUUCACUGUUGACCCUCACACGGGCCUGAUCAGCACUCUGCGCCCCUUGGAUCGCGAGGAGCAAGCCGAACACCUGCUGACAGUGUACGCCCAAGAUGGGGGCCUGCCCCCCCGCCAAGCCAAGGCAACCGUGCGUGUACUCGUGGUGGAUGAGAAUGACCAGACCCCAGUCUUCCAGAGUGGCGCUUGCUCCCUGGCGGUGCCAGAGAACCAGAGUCACCAGAAGCUGCUCACCCUGCGUGCCACAGAUCAUGAUGCGGGGGAAAACGGGCGCCUCUCUUACUCCCUGGCAGCUGGAGACCCCGAGGAGGACUUUGCUGUGAACCCCUUAACUGGCCAGCUGUCCACCGUGCGAGGGCUGGACCGGGAACGGAGGGCCACCUACAUGCUGACAGCCCAGGCCUGCGACCAUGGCUUGCCCACCCCCCGCUGUGCCAGCCUGGCAAUCCAGGUGCAAGUGCUAGACCUGAAUGACAACGCCCCCCGCUUUAUGCAAGAAUCCUAUGCCAUGGAGGUCCCCGAGGAUCUGCCCGUGGGGGCCCCGGUGCUGCAGCUCAGCGCCCGAGACCCGGAUGAAGGCAGCAACGGUCAUAUUUCGUAUUUCCUGGCAAACGAGACGCUGGGCACCUUCCAGGUGGAGCCGCAGACGGGCCGCCUUUACAGCACCCAGCCUUUGGACCGGGAGCGCCGGGCCACCUAUUCCUUCCUGGGCUUGGCCAUCGAUUCUUCCCCACUAGCCCCCAGGAGCGCCUCGGCAGCCAUCACGGUCACUGUCCAGGACGUCAACGACCACAUCCCUGCCUUCCCCCUCAGCCCACUCGCCGUCACCCUGCCCCGCCACACCCCGCCCAAGCGAGUGGUGGCCACGCUGCGUGCUGAGGACCACGACGCCGGGGCCAACGCCUCCCUCCUUUAUCGCUUUGCUGCGCCCACCCCAGCCUUUGCCAUCAACACAUACACCGGGGCCAUCCAGCUGCUGCACCCACUGGGGAGCCUCAGCCAGCGCCAGCGCACCUUGUUCGUGCUGGCCAGCGAUCUGGGACAGCCCCCCCUGUCCUCCAUCGGCGUGGUGGUCAUUCACCUGCAGGACGAGAACUACCAGGGCGUGCACUUUCCACGCAGCAGCAGCGACGUGGCCCUUCCUGAGAACGCUGCCCCAGGCACCCUGGUGCUGAGAACCCCGGCCAGGCACACCGCGGGCUCAUCCGGCCAGAUCACCUACAGCAUUGUCAGCGGCAAUGAGAAGGGCGCCUUCCGGAUCCAGCCCGACUCAGGGACGGUAUCGGUGGCCGACCCGGAAGGCCUGGACUUCGAACUGCAGCCCCGCUUGCGCCUAGUGUUACAAGCCGAGUCCACCGCGUCCUUUGGCUUCAUGGCCGUCACCAUCAACCUGCAGGACGUGAACGACAACCAGCCACGUUUCCAGCUGCAGAACUACGUGGCUUUUGUUGGGGAGGCGCAGGGCUACGGCUUGCCUGUCAUCCAGGUUGUGGCCAAUGAUUUGGAUCAGGGCCCCAACGGCCAGGUGAUCUACAGGAUCAACCAGACGCAGCCAAUGGACGGGCUCUACCGCAUCAAUGCCCAGACGGGAGCCAUCACCACAGCAGCCAUCCUGGACAGGGAGAUCUGGGCCCAGACACGGCUGGUGCUGACUGCAACGGACAGAGGACACCCUCCCCUCGUGGGCUCAGCCACGCUCACGGUGGUGGUGAUGGACCUCAAUGACAAUAGUCCCACCAUCCCUGCGCCCUGGGAGGUGCGGGUAGCAGAGAAUACCUUGCUGGGCACCGAGAUCACCAUGGUGACCGGCAACGAUGUGGACUGUGGACCGCAGCUCCUCUACACGCUCCUCCUGGACAGCGGCACCACAGGGACCUUCAGCAUCCUGCCCUACGGGGGCCGCAUUACACUGACAGGGCCCCUGGACUACGAGCAGCGAAGCCAAUACACCCUCACGGUGCGCACUUCGGACUCCCAGCACGAGGCAGAGGCCAACCUCACGGUGCUUGUGGAGGAUGUGAACGACAACGCCCCCGCCUUUGCCCAGGCGCUCUAUCAGGUGCUCGUCCCAGAACAAGCCCCUGCCGGCACGCCCCUCUUGACUCUCAGUGCCACAGACCUGGACUCGGGCACCAACGGAGAAGUCAUCUAUCAGCUGCUCACACCAAGUGACAUUGUUGCCAUCCACGCAAGCAACGGAACCUUGUUCACCACCCAGCAUCUGGUGCUGGAGCUGGGACGUCCCACGCUGGAUCUAGUGGUGGAAGCCAGUGAUAAGGGCUUCCCCAGCCUCUCAGCCUGGGUCUCUGUGCAGAUCCAAAUCCUGGAUGUGAAUGACCACGGGCCCCAGUUCCUGAAGCCGCAGUACAACGCCUCUGUGACAGAAGACCUGCGUCCAGGAACUAUCCUGCUAACCCUGGAAGCCACAGAUGCCGACGUGACUCGGGACAACGCAGCCCUGGACUAUACUAUUGUGAGUGGGAACAGUGGUCAUGCUUUCCAACUGGAGGGUCGUGUCGGUGGGGCCAGCGCCUUGGUCCUGAUCGAACCACUUGACUUUGAGGCUGUGGCCCUCUACAACCUAACCGUGGCGGUGGCUGACCGAGGAGUGCCACAGCACAGCGCUGUAGUGCCCGUUGUCCUCACUGUGCUGGACGUCAACGAUAAUCCGCCAGUCUUUGGGCGCUCUGCUUAUCACAUGGCGGUGAGUGAGAGCACCGUGCCCGGGACGGAGCUGCUGCGCGUGGCAGCCCAUGACCCCGACUUGGGCGCUCACGGGCAAGUGCACUACAGCAUCAGCUCGGGCGACCCUGGUGGGCUCUUCCAGCUGCAUCCAACCUCUGGAGCGCUUCGCCUCAUCCAGGCCCUGGACUGCGAGAAGCGAACCCAGCACACCCUGGUGAUUCAGGCCUCGGACGGAGCAGGGGGCCACUUUGCACUAGCGUCUGUGGCAGUGGAGGUGAAGGAUGUGAACGACAACCUUCCCUACUUUCCGAUAGAAGUGCUGAGCACCAGCCUAAGGGAGAACCUGCCUCCCGGGAGCCUGGCUACCACGGUCCGUGCUGUGGACCCUGAUGUCGGGGUCUUCGGGGAGCUGCGUUACACCCUUCUGCAGGCAGAGGAUUGGGGGGCCUUUGGCAUCAACGGCAGCUCCGGAGAGCUACAUUCUCGCCUGCCUUUUGACUACGAGCGCACCAAGGCUUUCCAGCUGGUGGUGCAGGCCACAGAUACUGGCAACGGCUCUGCGACAGUCACGGUGCGUGUCCUGAUCACUGGCGAGGAUGAGUAUGACCCUGUCUUCCUUAGCUCAAGCUUCCACUUUGGUGUCCCUGAGGGGGCACGGCGGGGUCAGAGUAUAGGGCAGGUGAGUGCCACGGAUGAGGACGAGGGCCCAGAUGGUGUGGUGCUCUAUGCCCUGGCCAAGCCCUCCCCUUUCUUCGAGAUCAACCAAACCAGUGGCUUCCUGUACCUGCGGAUGGACAGCCAGGCGCCCUCCGGGGGUCCUAGCAGACCAGAACCCCGGCAGAUGGUCCUGGAAGUACAAGCCCACGGCCCCCUGCGUGCCUCUCGCUCAGCCUGCGCUCAGGUCACCAUCGAUGUUACCCACACUGCCUUUGGCCUGGUGCCCGACCUCAACUUGCUGCUGGUGAUAGCUGUGGCUGCCUCGCUUGGUGUGGUGGUGGUCCUGGCCGCUGUGGCCAUUGGGCUUGCCUUCCUCCGAUCGCAGCACGGCCGUGGCCACAAGGAGGCCAAUUUGGCACACGUGCAGAGUGGCUCUCUGCAGAAAUUGGGCCACGCUGAACCAGCCCUGCCUGGGGGGGACUGUCUGUACCACGAGGCGCUGCCUGGCUACGGCACAGAUUCUGGAGGGCCCUACGCCACAAGAGGGGGCUCGCUGGACCCAUCCCACUCCAGUGGGCGAGGCUCGGCCGAAGCUGCAGAGGAUGACGAGAUCCGCAUGAUCAACGAGUGCCCUCGCGUGUCCAGCGUCACCUCUUCCCUGCAGGAGCAUCUCGUGGCCCGUGGGCCCGAUUCCGGCAUUCAGACAGAUGCUGACCGCCUCUCUGACAUCUCCUGUGAGCCAACCACGCUCGAUGCCACCCACUGGUUCAAAAACAGGAAGGGGCCGAGCCUGUUGCUCCCCGGACAGCCCCCGCAGCUCUACCGGGACGAUGGGAACAGCAGUGGGGCCUACCUGGGCGCAGGCUGCGGCCUCAGUGUCUCCUCCCACAAGGACUAUUCCUUUCCUGAGGAUGGGAAGCCCUGCGUGGACGGCUCCCUGACAGCCAUCGUGGCGAGCGACGAGGAGCUGCGGGGCAGCUACAACUGGGACUAUCUCCUCAACUGGUGUCCCCAGUUCCAGCCCCUGGCCAGCGUCUUCACAGAGAUUGCCCGCCUGAAGGACGAGAGCUCCCUGCGCAGGCCCUUCCCUGCCAAGCCCAAGCCCCGCAUUGACCCCCCCCCUCUCAUCACUUCGGUGGCUCAUCCUGGGGCAAAGUCAGUGCCCCCCAAGCCUGCGGUCGGCCGAGCUUUCCCCCACUUGUCCUCCCUCCGGCGGUCCCCCAUCAGCCACGAGGGCUCCCUGUCCUCAGCUGCCAUGUCUCCCAGCUUUUCCCCCUCCCUCUCCCCUCUGGCCGCCCGCUCUCCUGUGGUUUCGCCCUUUGGGGUCUCCCAGGGCCCAUCUGCGUCAUCCACCAUCAGCAUCGAGCACUCCUCGGAGGCCCCUGAAGAGGCGGAGCUCCGCAUUUAGGGCCCGCCCAGGACUCUCCCUCGCCACAAGCUGGGCGCUGGAGCCGGACCAGUGGCCCCUUCUGGGGGAGGUUGGCAUUGUCUCAGCUGGCCCAGCCCGGCCCAGCCCCGCCCUGCCCCGCCCUU
Molecule: messenger RNA, 9828 nt
Organism: Python bivittatus (Burmese python)
Lineage: Eukaryota; Metazoa; Chordata; Lepidosauria; Squamata; Pythonidae
Source: RefSeq, a predicted model, not a curated record